AUGUCACAAGGAGAAGACAUUCUGACCAUGUCGUGGGACCAGUUGGGCCCAAUCCUCGAAAAAAAUGUGAAUUCGUCGCUUACCAGCGUCAGAAUUCCAACUAUUGGUAGACUCAUUGAUCUUGUUACUCAAUCAGAAAUUCCAUUGGAAGCUUAUUCCAAGAUUUCUGUAGUAACGCUCCUGACCUACAAUUAUUAUCUGGAUGAUGACUCUAGAAAGCAAGCUCUUCGUGCCUUGGAGACUCUUUUGGAUUCAAAGAUUGAGCUCUUGCCCAAAUAUGUCAAGUAUAUGUUGGACAUAGCCAGCAACACAAACUCCAUGUCAGUCACCGGUAUGAUCACUCUCUUAUCAUGGACAAAUAGCUUUAGUGUUAUUGCCUCAAAGCACGAACAAUUUGAAUCUGUUGCCUCUGACUUGAUUGUCACUCAAGCAUAUUUGUUGGAUAAAAUUGUACUGUACAGUAAGUGUGGUGAAGAUCGUUCAAAGCAUAGAUUAAGAGUUUAUGAUUCUGUAUUAUCAACCACCAAGCUGGCCAUUGCCAAGACCCUCUUGCUGACAACCAAAAUCACUGACGUCGAGAUAAUCAACAUUUACACCGAUGUACUUACCACCAAGAUCACCAACACUAAUGCAUCUCUUUCUCUUUUGGGUGUACUUUCUAAAUGUUUGGAAGAUUUAAUCCCAGUGAAACCAUCAUUGAAUAAACACUUUCAAGAAACACAAACUGAUAAAGUUUUGGAUUAUUUUGGGGUUCAAGUACUCUUAGGGAAAGGUCAAACUUUCACUUAUUCUCUUGAAGUAUUUGGUCAUUUUGUCCAUGAGCACAUCAGUCUUGCUAAAUUCACCGAGAAAAUAUUGCCUAGUUUGGAAAAGGCUAAUUUGAGGUCUCCAGAGUCAACUUUUGGUCUGAUUCUACCAACUUUCUUUGCUCAUUUAGACGUGAAAGAUUGUAAUUUGGCCACAACCUUCUCAUCUUCAAAACUUCUUCUGCAAAUAAUUUCAGCUUUCAAGUCUACUAAGGAUAUCACUAGAGAAGGUGCCUUUUCCACCAGUAAAGUAUUGAUCGUGCAUCUUAAUAACAAUGGUUCUAUUGAACCAUCCUCCACCGUGGUGACAGAGUUAUUCAAAGCCCUUAAACUGGUGUCUAACGCUGAUCAAAAGCUUCUUUUCGCCAAUACCCUUGCUUUGAUCAGACUAGAUGUUACUAUCACUGAACUGAUAUUGACACAACUCUUGCCAUACGUUUCUAAGGACCAAAAUGAAACUUCUUUGGUUGGGUUUGUAUCAGCCUUUGUCUCUCAUUAUCUUAGAUUAGUAUCUUCUGGCAAUAGCUCAAUCGAUGCCAAGAUCAAGCAACAGAUAAUUACUGGCUUAGGUGAUAAGAAAUUGAACUUGCGUAGAAUUUGGUCUACCGUUUUAGGUGAUGAAUUAAUUGUUGGAGGUGAAGGAUUUUCCAUAGUUUCGGAAGAAAUUUAUCCAGCACUUCUUAAGUCAUUGAGUGAAGUUCAAGCUUCUCCAUUACCAGCGAUAACCGGUAAGGGUAUUGCAUCUGCUUACGUGGCAAUUGCCUUGAGAAAUGCUUCUCCUUCAUUCUACUUUGCAUCUGAUCUGGACAAAGCUAUCUUGGUGAAUGCUUUGCAAACUUCCACCGACAAGCCUGCCAUUCUUACUAAUUAUAGAGUAUACACUAAGCUCGUAACUGAAGCUGACCAAGUUUGGUUCUUGAGAGCUUUACAAGCGGCAUUAUCUGAAGUAAAUGAAGAAUCCACCUUAGAAUAUAGUAAGGCUUGGUUAUACUUUGCCACUUCCACAAAUGCGAACUCCACCGUUAGACGUUUAGCACUUCAACUCAUUGGAGAAUCCUAUCAAAAACUUCCAAGCUUCUCUACUGGUCUCAUUUCUGGAAUCUAUGACAUCUUAAGAACAUAUGAACAAGAUUCAAGUAAGGAAGACCCAUUCAAGUACAAACUCGCUCUUUUAUCGCCAGUCAUUUCAUCUAUUACCACUGCUUCAGACGUACUCUCCGAAAACGUUAGACUGCUUUUGAUUGCUUGUAAUCAUGCGAGUGUUCCAGUGAAAAAUGGAUGGACUGGUCUCUGUCAACGUGCUGGCCUCGAUGUUGGGCAGCUCGUCCAAGAACACGCAGACUCUAUUGUCUCUGAGGCUUUGAACGAAUCCGCUUCAAGUGCUAUUUAUGCCGCUUGUAUCAAGUCCUUAGCAUUGGCUGCAUUCAUUCAACCUGAUAUCAUCUCUCCUAAGAUUUCUGAAAUCAUUGGUCAAGACGUUCAAGAAUCUAACCUCAAGUACGACUCCACCCAUAUUGAUAUUUGGAGAGCUGCCGAAGGUGAACUUGUCGUGAAUGUAUUGGACGAUGGAAAGAAACGUCAAGAAGAUAAGAACUCAAGAGACUACGAAACCCGUAAAUGGGAAGAAGAUAUGAGAAAGGAAUUAGCCAGCAAGGGUAAAGCCGUGCAAAAGAAGCUUACUAGAGAAGAGCAACUUUUAGUCAAGGAGCAAUUAGAAAAGGAAUCUACUAUCCGUUCUGAGGUUCAAGCCACUGUUGACAAUUUCACCCGUGCAAUUGAUGUUGUUAACGAGUUAGUUAAUGAUGCAGCAAAGGGUGUAGACAAUGGUGCUAAACAUUGGUUCCCAGUUGCUGUUAACGGUAUGUUAUCUACUUCAUCUAAUUCUAUUGGUGUAUCAUUGCUUGGGGAUGCUGCUGCUAAGCAAUUUAUUCAUCUCUCAGAACUUCUCACCGAUCGUUUAGGUACUAUGAAGACCUUUAUUGGUGUUGCAGUGUUAAGAGUUCACAAGAUUGCCGGUCUCUCUGAAAACUACUUUGAAGAACCUAUUUUGAACUUGCUUUCAAGAAUUUUGUUUAGAGUCAAGUUUCUCUCUGAUCAUAAGGCUUUAGACUCGUUAUCUUUGUCUUAUCUUCUUCCGCUUUUGAACAAGGUUUUAGAAAAUGGUAAGGCUGUCGCCAUCAGAAAUGCAUCCAAGCAAGCAGUCACUUCUGAGUUCGUUGAAGAAGAUGCCGAAGAAGAACAACUUCUUCUUGCUAUGGAAAUCCUUGCUGCCCACGCCGAAGCAUUUGAAGAUGAAUUCAUUCCAAGAACACAUAUUUUGAAGGAAUUAAUUUCUUUGAUGAAGUUGCCAACUAGAGCUAAGCUCGCUAAGGAAUGUUUCUUGUCAAUUUCUCUGAACAUUGCUGUCAGUAUCUCUGAUUCUGAUUUGCAAGUCUUGUUGGAUACUGUUAUUUCUCCAGAGCUUUAUGUGAGGACUGCAGUAUUGGAAUCGUUGGACGCAGAAUUCGACUUACUGGACAUGUCAUACUCUAAUGAACUUUGGAUUGCCGUACACGACAACGAUCCUCAAUGUUCCGAGUUUGCCGCUAGUAUUUGGUCAGAAAGUGGAUUCGAAAUCCCUGCCGACGUAGUUACACAAUUACUUCCAUUCUUCAACAACCAAGAUACUGGUUUGCGUUUGUCCAUUGCCAAUGCGGUUUUCUCAGCUGUUUCCAAGUUAACAAAGAAUGAUACUAUUGUUUUGGAUGACAUCGUUCAAGAACUCAUUGCUCACUACUGGGUUAAGGAACAACCACCUGCACCACUUGUUGAUCAAUUCGGUUUGAUCGUUAAGACUUCUCAAGAACAAAAGGAUACUUGGGAAGAUCGUUCAACUGUGGCACUUGCUUUGAAGACCUUGUCACCACUUUACAAGGAUUCAACUGUGUUGGCUCUUUUUGAAUUUUUGGUUCAAGAUCCAUCUGCUUUAGGUGACAAGGAAGAUUUGGUUCGCCAAGAACUCCAAGACGCUGGUGUUGAAAUCAUCCAAGCUUAUGGUGCUUCAAAUAUUGCUGCCUUGAUUCCACUCUUUGAAGAAUGUCUUUCUGCAAAGGAUACUGGUUCAAGAACUCAAGAUAAGAUUAGACAAUCUGUUAUUAUCUUGUAUGGUGCUUUAGCUCGUCACUUGGAUGCAUCUGAUCCUCGUUUGAAUCUUAUUGUUGAACGUUUAUUGAAGACAUUGGAUACUCCUUCCGAAGAUGUUCAAUACUCUGUUUCAGAAUGUAUUGCUCCAUUAGUUCCAAAGUUCCAAUCAAAGUUACAAACUUACUUCGAUGAAUUGUUUGAAAAGUUGUUUGAUGGUAAGAAGAUGGCUAUUAGACGUGGUGCAGCAUAUGGUCUUGCUGGUUUGGUUAAGGGUGCAGGUAUCAAAUCUUUAUCUACCUUUGACAUUAUCCGUCUGUUGACUGAUGCUGCUGACGACAAGAAGAACUCCCAACGUCGUGAAGGUGUCUCUUAUGCUUUUGAAUGCUUGUCUCAAAGUUUGGGUAAAUUCUUCGAACCUUAUGUGAUUGAAGUCCUUCCAAUUAUCUUAAAAUCCUUAGGUGAUCAAGUUCCUGAAGUUCGUGAAGCUACUGAUUUGGCAGCUCGUCAAAUCAUGAAAAACACUACCAGUUUUGGUGUAAAGCAAUUGAUCCCAGUUGCCAUCGCCAAUUUGGACGAAAUUCAAUGGAGAUCUAAGAAGGGAUCCGUGGAACUUUUAGGUUCCAUGGCUUACUUAGAUCCAACUCAAUUAUCUGCUUCUUUAUCAACCAUUGUUCCAGAAAUUGUUGGUGUCUUGAAUGACACACAUAAGGAAGUUCGUAAGGCCGCUGAUCAAGCCUUGAAGAGAUUUGGUGAAGUCAUCAGAAACCCCGAAAUUCAAGGUGUAGUUCCUGAUCUUCUUAAUGCCAUUGGUGACCCAACUAAGUACACUGACGCUGCGUUGGAUAAAUUGAUUAAGACUCAAUUCGUCCAUUACAUUGAUGGUCCUUCUUUGGCUCUUAUCAUUCAUGUUAUUCACAGAGGUAUGCGUGAUCGUUCUGCUGCCACUAAGCGUAAGGCAUGCCAAAUUGUUGGUAAUAUGGCUUUCUUGGUCGAUGCUAAGGAUCUUAAUCCAUACUUGAAUGAAUUAGUUGCCGAAUUAGAAGUCGCUAUGGUUGACCCAGUUCCAGGAACUCGUUCUACUGCUGCUCGUGCUUUGGGUUCUCUUGUUGAAAAAUUGGGUGAAGAUCAAUUCCCAGAUUUGAUCCCAAGACUCUUAGACACAUUGCAAGACGAAUCUCGUGCUGGUGACAGACUUGGUUCUGCCCAAGCCUUGGCCGAAGUUGUUUGUGGUCUUGGUAUUAGCAAAUUGGAAGAAUUAUUACCAUCUAUUUUAUCCAACGCUGCUUCUCCACGAAACCACAUCAGAGCCGGUUACAUGCCAUUGUUGUUGUUUUUGCCAGUUUGUUUUGGUUCUCAAUUCUCUCCAUACUUGGCUAGAAUCAUUCCACCUAUUUUGAAUGGUUUGGCUGAUGUCGAUGAAGAUAUUCGUGACACUGCAUUGAGAGCUGGUAGACUCAUUGUCAAGAACUACGCCACCAAGGCAGUUGACUUGUUGUUACCAGAAUUGGAACUUGGUUUAUCUGACACAAGUUACCGUAUUCGUCUUUCUUCUGUCGAACUUACUGGAGAUUUGUUGUUCCAAGUCACUGGUAUUACUGGUAAGAACGAAUUAUCUAGCGAAGAAGCCAAGGAAGGUGAAGAAGAUGAAGAAGUUGAACAAAUGCAAUCCAGUGAAAUCAACAAGGCUCUUAUCGAGGCUCUUGGACAAGAACGUCGUGACCGUAUCUUGGCCUUGUUGUUCAUUUGUCGUUCCGAUACCGCAGGUAUUGUUCGUAAUGCCUCCGUUGAUAUCUGGAAGGCAUUGGUGGCCAACACCCCAAGAACUAUCAAGGAAAUUCUUCCAACUCUUACCCAUUUCAUUGUCCGUCGUUUGGCUUCUCCUGAAACUACUCAACGUACUAUCGCUGCUCAAACAUUGGGAGAAAUGGUUCGUCGUGUUGGUGCAAAUGCUUUAGCACAAUUGCUUCCUACAUUGGAAGAGGCAUUGAUCUCUUCAGACACAGACUCCAAGCAAGGUAUUUGUAUCGCACUUACCGAACUUAUCAAGUCCUCUCAACAUGAUGCUCUUGUUGAAUACCAAGACAUCUUUAUUAGAACAAUUCGUGAAGCUCUUACAGACCCAGCUUCUGGUGUUAGAGAAGCUGCUGCUCUGGCAUUUGAAGCUUUACAAGAAGAACUUGGUAAGGUUGUUAUUGAUGAAAUCUUGCCACAUUUGUUGAACUUGUUACAAUCCGAGGGUUCAGAAUCUGAAAAUGCUUUACUUGCACUUCGUGACAUCAUGUCUGCUAAGUCUGACAUUAUUUUCCCAAUCUUGCUUCCAACCUUGUUGUCACCUCCAAUCGAUGCAUUCAAGGCUGGCGCACUUGCCUCUUUGGCUUCUGUCGCUGGUCCUGCUUUGUACAAGCGUUUGUCUCAUGUUAUUAACACCUUGGUACAAGCCAUCAUGGAUGCUAAGAACCAACCAGAGGAACAACAACAACAGAUUAAGGAUGCAUUCGAUAGUGUAUUAUUAGCAAUUGAUGCUGGUGAAGGAUUACACCCAUUAAUGCAACAAUUGAUGUCUCUUGUUAAGCAUGAAGAUUCUGCCAGACGUGCAACUGUUUACGCUCGUUUGGGUAACUUCUUCACCAACACCCUGCUCGAUUACUCUGUAUACACUCAAGACAUGGUCAGUCAAUUUAUUUUGUCCUUGGGUGACAAGUCGCCUGAAGUUGUUCAAGGUACCUUCGAUGCCUUGUCUGCAUUAGUAAAGCAACAACCAAAGGAAUCUUUGGAAAGAUUGGUAAAGCCUGCUCGUCAAGCUCUUGGUUUGACUGGUGUUUUGGGCGAAGAUUUGGCCGGUUUUACUUUGGCCCGUGGUCCAAGCUGUGUCUUGCCUAUCUUCUUGCACGGUUUGAUGUACGGUAACAGUGAACAAAAGGAAUUAUCUGCCCAAGGUAUUGCCGAAGUUAUUGAAAAGACUCCUGCUGCUAACUUGAAACCAUUCGCCACUACUGUCACUGGUCCAUUGAUUCGUGUUAUUGGUGAGAAGGUUUCAUCUGACAUUAAGGCUGCUAUCUUACACGCAUUGACUGUAUUGCUUGCUAAGAUUCCACAAUUCUUGCGUCCAUUCAUUCCUCAAUUGCAAAGAACUUUUGUUAGAUCAUUACUGGAUCAACAAAAUGAAGGUUUACGUUCGAGAGCUGUUGUUGCCCUUGGAACGCUCAUUGAAUUCCAACCAAGAGUUGAUUCCCUCGUCACCGAAUUGGUUUCUGGUGCUAAGGUGGCCACCGAACAAGGUGUUAAAACUUCUAUUUUGAAGGGUAUCCUUGAAGUUGUCAGUAAGGCUGGUAAGAACAUGAGUGAAGGAUCAAAGACUUCCAUCAUGACGUUAGUUGAAGAAGAAAUCACCAAGGUUAACGAUAAGUCUGCCGUUGCAUACGCAAGACUUGUUGGUUCCUUAUCCAAGAUCUUGCUGCUGGAAGAAGCAUCUAACAUCAUAAAGUCUAAAAUUUUGUCUUCCGAAGAUGCUAAGUUUGCUGUCUUAUCAAUUAACUCUUUCUUGAGAGAUGCUCCAUUGCACAUCUUUGAAACCGGUGUUCUUCCAGAAAUUACUGAUUUCAUUGUCGAGUCUGCCUCUUCCGCUGAUCCUUACAUCAGUGAUAAUGCAACUGUUGCCAUUGGUAAGUUAUUGUUAUUGAAGGAUCAAACUAAAUCUCCAGUGGUUAGAAAUCCAGUAGUUUCGGAAACUCCAUUUAACAUUCCUGAAUCACUUAUUGAAAAGCUUAUGAACCAACUUUCUCAAAACAUGUUACAACCAGUUUCCAACUCUCCAGAUUCAAGAAGAUUAGCACUUGUUGUUGUUCGUACUGUUGCUAGAUUCCAAUACGAAUCUGAGACUAAGCCAUUCUUGGAUAUGUUGGCUCCUUCUGUCUUUACCUGUAUCAGAGACCCAAUCAUUCCUAUUAGAUUGGCCGCUGAAAAGGCAUUCUUGGCUAUUUUCAACAUGAUUGAUGACGUUGCAUUAACAGACUUCAACGCCUGGUUCGAAGGAAAGAGUUCAUUCACUAAUGCUAUCGGUGCAACCAUUCAACCAAGAUCUAUUGGUGAUUACACCAAGAGAGUUGGUAGCAGAUUAGCUAGCGUUGAAAGAGAAAGAAUUGAAGCUGGUGGUGACGCCGAAACGAUGUUCUCUGAUAGAUUUGAAGAUGAAACUGAAGUCUGGGCUGUUGGUGGUGUUGAUAAGAAGAAAUAA
This is a messenger RNA of [Candida] anglica, 8163 nucleotides long. Lineage: Eukaryota; Fungi; Ascomycota; Pichiomycetes; Serinales; Debaryomycetaceae. The record is from the annotation of a GenBank genome assembly.